AUGACUGGGGCAGAGAUGGCUCAAAAUGCGCCCGCCACUCCGGCGUCAAAGUUACAUGGACGAGCGUUUUACGAGAGCAUUGGGAGCCCCAAGUAUAUUGUAGCUCCCAUGGUGGACCAAUCCGAGUUUGCCUGGCGAAUGCUUACACGAUCCUUCCUCACUGACGAAGAAAAGAAGAAGAUGCUCGCAUACACUCCAAUGUUCCAUGCCCGACUCUUCUCCCAGGAAAGCAAGUACCGCAAGGCGCAUUUCCAAUCCACGAAACCCGACUCCCAGGAACCCUGGCUCGACGGCAACCCGUCCAUUGACCGCCCUCUAUUCGUACAAUUCUGCGCCAACGACCCCGAGGCUCUUCUCUCCGCGGCGAAGCAGGUCAGCCCAUACUGCGACGCCGUCGACCUGAAUCUGGGCUGUCCCCAGGGCAUUGCGCGCAAGGGCCACUACGGCGCGUUCCUACAAGAGGACCAGGAUCUGAUUUUCCGCCUCAUCAACACCCUGCACAAGGAGCUGUCGAUUCCCGUCACAGCCAAAAUUCGAAUAUUAGAAGACAAAGAAAAGACGUUGGCAUAUGCGCAAAAUGUCUUGAAGGCGGGUGCGUCAAUAUUGACCGUUCACGGACGACGACGAGAGCAAAAGGGCCACCUGACGGGCGUGGCGGACUGGAAGACGCUCAGGUUCCUGAGGGACAGCCUGCCUCCCGAGACGGUAAUAUUUGCAAACGGCAACAUCCUGCAGGGCGGCGACAUCGACGAGUGCCUGGCGGCAACUGGCGCAGACGGCGUCAUGAGCGCCGAGGGCAACCUCAGCGAUCCCGCGCUUUUCGCCAAAGCCCCCCCUGUCGGCGAAGAAGGGAGAGAGUACUGGCGUGGGAAGGACGGGAGAGGCGGCUGGCGAGUCGAUGCCAUCACGCGUCGCUACCUGGAUAUACUGCACCGAUACGCCCUCGGAGUCGAGCCGCCCGCCCGACGACCCCUGUUUGUGCCGGGAGACGACACGGCCUGGAUGGAGGAGCAGCCGCAAGAGGCUCAACAAGACGAGGAGCGCCCUCACAAGCGGCGCAAGAAGGACACUGACGGCGGGAAGCGCGACGAGCCCUCGCCGAAUCUGGUCGCUAUGCAGCCUCACCUGUUCCACCUCUUGCGACACUUUGUCUCCAAGCACACUGACAUACGAGACUUGCUGGCACGCAGUCGCAGGGAUGGCAUCCAGGGGUACGAAAGGGUCCUGGAGGCGGUUGAGCGGCGGGUCGCGAAAGAAUUAUUAGACUACGAAGCUGCGGAGGGCAAGAGUUUUCAGGACGAACUAGAGAGCCUGGGGGAUGGCAAGGACGAUGAGGUUGAGGGCGAGAGCUCAAAGGCGACGGUGAGGAGGUGCAAGAGGCCGGUGUGGGUGGCGCAGCCGAUUGUGAGGCCGCUGCCGGCCGAGGCUUUGGCCAAGGGGGCAAUCAGGUUAAGCAAGAAGGAGCUGGAGGCCAAGGCGAAGGGGGAGAGUGUUGUGACGGAGGUGACGGGCGGUCAUAAGCCCGAGGAGGGAAAGGUGGAAGCGAAGAAUGGGGAUGAGGCUGUGGAGGAGGGAAGGAAAGAGGAGAUUAAGGCUCGGGAUGAGCUUGUAUCUGGGUAA
This is a messenger RNA of Metarhizium robertsii ARSEF 23, 1620 nucleotides long. Its product is annotated as tRNA-dihydrouridine synthase C. The record is from RefSeq and is a predicted model, not a curated record. Lineage: Eukaryota; Fungi; Ascomycota; Sordariomycetes; Hypocreales; Clavicipitaceae. Gene Ontology annotation, biological process: tRNA processing. Gene Ontology annotation, molecular function: flavin adenine dinucleotide binding; tRNA dihydrouridine synthase activity. The transcript has 2 exons. The coding region runs from base 1 to 1620 and encodes 539 amino acids.